Gambusia affinis (western mosquitofish) is the source of this 2757-nucleotide messenger RNA. RefSeq names its product kelch-like family member 31 (gene klhl31). The transcript is spliced from 4 exons. Gene Ontology annotation, molecular function: protein binding. Gene Ontology annotation, cellular component: nucleus; cytoplasm. NCBI's taxonomy places the organism in Eukaryota, Metazoa, Chordata, Actinopteri, Cyprinodontiformes, Poeciliidae. The record is from RefSeq and is a predicted model, not a curated record. Gene Ontology annotation, biological process: negative regulation of protein phosphorylation. The coding region runs from base 117 to 2018 and encodes 633 amino acids.
UGAUGACGGACAACAGCAAUAAGUUGAGCAGAUGGUAACUGGAGGCACAGGUUCCUUCUUCUUUGGCCUCGGUUCCAUUCUCAGAAGGAUACGGGCUGCGUUCCACUGCUACAACCAUGGCACCCAAAAAGAACAAGACGACCAAGAAGAGUAAAGGAGACAUAAAUGACAUUAUGGUGGAAAACAGUCCCAUUAACAAGAUUAAUGGACUAAACGCUUUGAUUGAGGGAGGAAAUGGCUUCAGCUGCAUCUCAACUGAAGUUACAGAUUCUGUGUAUGCACCAAAUCUUCUGGAGGGUUUGAGCAACAUGCGACAAGAAAGCUUCCUCUGUGACCUCACUGUCACCACCAAAUCAACAACAUUUGAUGUCCACAAGGUUGUCAUGGCCUCUUGCAGUGAGUACAUUAGAAGUAUCUUGAAGAAGGAUUCGAGCCUUCAGAAGAUUGACCUGAAUGAUCUCUCACCAGUUGGUCUGGCAACUGCAAUUACAUAUGGCUACUCAGGAAAGCUUACCUUAUCCCUUUACAGUAUUGGCAGCACAAUUGCUGCUGCCAGGUUGCUUCAGAUCAACACCCUGGUAAAAAUGUGCAGUGAUUUCCUCAUGCAGGAACUCAGUGUAGAGAACUGCAUGUAUGUGGCCAAUAUCGCUGAUGCCUAUGACCUUAAAGAAACCAAGGAAGCAGCUCAAAAGUUCAUGCGGGAGAACUUCAUUGAGUUUUCCGAAAUGGAACAGUUCCUGAAGCUAACAUAUGAGCAGAUCAGUGAAUUUCUCUCUGAUGAUUCCUUGCAGCUGCCCUCUGAAGUCACAGCCUUCCAAAUUGCCAUGAAAUGGUUGGACUUUGACGAGAAAAGGCUAAAGUACGCAGCAGAUCUCCUAACUCUCAUCCGCUUUGGAACAAUCUCUGCUCAAGACCUUGUGAAUCAUGUCCAGAGUGUUCCUAGGAUGAUGCAAGACCCUGAGUGCCACCGGUUACUUGUUGAUGCCAUGAAUUACCAUCUCCUCCCGUAUCAGCAGAACAUCCUCCAGUCACGUAGAACAAAGAUACGCGGUGGCCUCAAGGUGUUUCUCACAGUUGGAGGGCGUCCUGCUUUGACGGAGAAAUCUCUCAGCAAAGAGGUGCUCUACAGAGAUGAAGAUAAAGUUUGGAAUAAGUUGACGGAAAUGCCAGCAAAGAGUUUUAAUCAGUGUGUGGCAGUACUUGAUGGCUUCCUGUAUAUAGCAGGUGGUGAAGACCAGAAUGAUGCAAGGAACCAGGCAAAACAUGCUGUUAGCAACUUCUGCAGGUAUGACUCCCGCUUUAACACCUGGAUUCACUUGAACAACAUGAUCCAAAGACGCACCCACUUCAGCCUCAACACCUUCAAUGGCCUCCUGUUUGCUAUUGGAGGUCGAAAUGCUGAUGGUGUCCAGGCCUCUAUGGAGUGCUAUGUACCCUCCUCUAAUCAGUGGCAAAUGAAAGCUGCCAUGGAGGUGCCUCGCUGCUGUCAUGCCAGCUCUGUUAUUGAUGGUAAGAUCCUAGUAUCAGGAGGCUAUAUCAACAAUGCCUACUCCAGGGCUGUGUGCGCCUAUGACCCCUCCACCGACACCUGGCAGGACAAAAGCAGUCUGAGCACUCCCCGAGGGUGGCACUGUGCUGCUACUAUUGGAGAUCGAGCCUAUGUUAUUGGCGGCAGCCAGCUUGGAGGGCGAGGAGAGAGAGUUGACGUCCUCGUUGUUGAAUCUUACAACCCACACAGCGGCCAGUGGAGCUACUGCGCACCCCUUCACACAGGGGUUAGCACCGCUGGCAUUUCCAUUUUGAACAACAAGAUCUAUCUCCUGGGGGGCUGGAAUGAGGGUGAGAAGAAGUACAAGAAGUGCAUCCAGGUUUACAACCCUGAUCUCAAUGAAUGGACUGAAGAUGACGAGUUGCCUGAAGCUACAGUUGGCAUUUCAUGCUGUGUCGUCACCAUACCUACAAGGAAAACACGAGAAUCCAGAGCCAGUUCAGUUUCAUCUGCGCCAGUCAGUAUAUAGGGGUUUAGAGCUCAUCAAUGAUAUAGUUCAGUCGAUCAGAUCUCCACUUUGUCUGUUGCAUUCUUGGUACCAAAUGGACAUCAUGUUUCUUUAUUUAACUAAAGAUUAGCAAAAUUGCAAGAUUUACCAAAUGUUUAAAAACUAUUUCAUUACUGUUACACUUUGCUUUUUUUGAUGUAAAAUAAUAUUUUAAAAUUAUACAAAACAUAAUAUCGCAUAACUAAUUUUUAAAGGGGCCAAUUCAACUGGAAUAUUUUUACUUCAGCCGUUAUAAUUAAACUAAGGCAAAUUUAAUCUAAAAAUAUGAUGCGUUGAAAGAAACAUAAGAACAAUGUUGAUCAAGGUUAUAAUGCAAUUUGCUACUGUGAUCUUCUCAUACUGUACUUGAGUAGAAUAAGAAGCUGCAGAUGGAAUGAGUGUGAUGACAUCUACCAGGAGUAGGUGCCUGUGAUCAGUGCUUCAGCGUAUUCAGUUAAUCCACGGCAUCUCAGUUGCAUUCAUUUUGAGUUUUAAUCAUUGCAGGUAUAAUUCAAACAGGUUUUGUGCUGAAAGUAGGUGACUGGAUUUAUGAAUGAGUUCCGAUGGGAAUUAUUUAUUUUUAAAAAAUACAAAGAAAAAUCCAAGACAGCAACAACGUUCAGAGCCUGAGCUUGUCCUGAAGGUCAUAAAUUUUCUGACUGCUCAUGUCAAUAUGUUUUAUGUUUUAUGUUUUUAAAUUAAAGUGACGACUUGUAAUCUU